GCAGGUAUCUCUAUUUUAUUGAUAUCGGAAAAAAAGUGAGUCAAGUUGGCAUCCUUUGGAAUCUUCCUAACCAAAGCAGAUAGAAGAAAUUUGUCUGGACUACUGCUGAACUUAAUGCUUCUGAAUUGAAGGAAAUUCUUUAAGAUUGCUCUCCUGACUGAAGUUGUACAAAAAUGGUACACUGAGAGUUCUACUUGCUCUUCUGGAAAGACUGUAACUGCAUUUUUAUAUUGCAGUUUACUGCUCCAUAAAUGACAAUGUAAUAACAAAAGUAACAGUAAUUUAUGUAACACUAGCAGUUCCCCUCCCACUGACUGGACAUGAGUGAUCAAAGGUCUUCACAAGAAGAUAAGCACAAAGUUAGCAGAUCUUCCUCGAAGUUCAGGGAGUCUUCAAGAAGCAUGCAAUCUGAUGAUUAUUUUGCUAGAAAACUUAAAGCUUUGAAUGGUAGCAUGGGUCCUCCUGUUUCUUCAAAUGCACCUAGCAAAACUGAAAAUAAUCAAACAAAUGGUACACCAGCUGUGCCUAAAAUGGGCGUUCGAGCAAGGGUAUCUGAAUGGCCUCCUAAAAAGGAUUGCUCUAAGGAGCUGAGUAAAGCCGCUUGGGAAAGCAGACCUCAAACCAAUUAUGAAGGCGUUGGAUCAAUACUUCCAAAUGGGCAAAAUGACCAGAAUGAUGAGCAGCAAGAAGAGCUAGAAUUGGAAUUUACAGAGGGCAAAUAUACUAUUGGAGAUCUUUUUGUUCAUUCUCCUCAAAGAGGACUGCAUCCCAUAAGGCAGAGGAGCAACAGUGAUGUGACAAUAAGUGAUAUUGAUGCUGAAGACGUGUUAGAUCAGAAUGCUGUUAACCCAAAUACUGGAGCAGCUCUCCAUAGGGAAUAUGGCAGUACUUCUUCAAUUGAUAGACAGGGCUUGUCUGGAGAGAAUUUUUUUGCAAUGCUAAGAGGAUAUCGAGUGGAAAAUUUUGAACAUAAAACCCUUGCUCCAUUUGGAUUUUCUGAGUUUUUCCACUGUGAUCCUACAGUUUCUCCGAGUCUUCAUGCUGCCGCACAGAUUUCCAGGGGAGAAUUUGUCAGGAUUUCUGGCUUGGAUUAUAUGGAUAGUGCCCUGCUUAUUGGUCGAGACAGGGAGAAAUCUUUCAAGAGGAGACUAAAAUCAGAAACAGUAGAAACAUCUCUAUUUAGAAAAUUGCGAACAGUUAAAAGUGAGCAUGAAACUUUUAAGUUUUCAUCUGAUCUGGAUGACAGACUUGAGAGAAACGUUCGUUCUUGGAACUGUCAGAAAUGUUUUGCACAUUAUGAUGUUCAGAGCGUUUUAUUUAACAUAAAUGAAGCAAUGGCUACCAGAGUAAAUGUGGGAAAAAGAAAAAAUAUAACCACUGGGGCUUCAGCUGCAUCACAAACUCAGAUGCCAGCAGGCCAAAUAGGAAACUGUGAAUCUCCUUUGGGAAGCAAAGAGGACCUCAAUUCAAAAGAGAAUUUAGAUGCUGAUGAGGGUGAUGGGAAAAGCAAUGAUUUAGUAUUGAGUUGCCCUUACUUUAGGAAUGAAACUGGUGGGGAAGGAGAUAGACGGAUUGCACUUUCUAGGGCAAAUUCAGCAUCUUUUUCUUCAGGUGAAAGCUGUUCUUUUGAGUCUUCUUUAAGUUCCCAUUGUACAAAUGCUGGUGUUUCAGUACUGGAAGUACCAAGAGAAAAUCAGUCAAUUCACAGAGAAAAAGUGAAGCGUUACAUCAUAGAACACAUUGAUCUUGGAGCAUAUUAUUACCGCAAGUUCUUCUAUGGAAAAGAGCAUCAGAACUACUUUGGAAUAGAUGAAAAUCUCGGACCUGUAGCUGUCAGCAUUCGAAGAGAGAAGGUUGAAGACUCAAAGGAGAAAGAAGGAUCUCAGUUCAACUAUCGAAUAGUUUUCAGGACAAGUGAGCUUACUACACUUAGAGGAGCAAUUUUAGAAGAUGCUAUACCAUCCACUGCUAGGCAUGGCACAGCAAGAGGCCUGCCUCUCAAAGAGGUACUGGAAUAUGUAAUACCGGAGCUGAGCAUUCAGUGCCUGAGGCAGGCUUCCAACUCACCUAAAGUCCCUGAACAGCUGCUUAAAUUGGAUGAACAAGGGCUGAGUUUUCAACAUAAGAUUGGUAUCCUUUACUGCAAAGCAGGCCAAAGCACAGAGGAAGAAAUGUAUAACAAUGAGAUGGCAGGGCCAGCUUUUGAAGAGUUCCUUGAUCUCCUGGGCCAGAGAGUACGGCUAAAAGGGUUUAGUAAAUACAGAGCUCAGCUAGAUAAUAAAACUGAUUCAACAGGAACUCAUUCCCUCUACACCACCUAUAAAGAUUAUGAGAUAAUGUUUCAUGUAUCAACAAUGCUUCCAUAUAUGCCCAAUAAUAGGCAACAGGACUUAACUACGCCCUGCUUGGUCACUGAUCAGGACAUCCCUCUAGUUUUAGAGCCAGCAGGAGAUCCAAAGAGCAAGCUUCUAAGGAAAAGACAUAUAGGAAAUGACAUAGUUACCAUUGUCUUCCAAGAGCCAGGAGCACUUCCUUUUACUCCAAAAAAUAUUCGUUCCCACUUUCAACAUGUAUUUGUCAUAGUCAAAGUGCAUAACCCUUGCACUGAAAAUGUGUGUUAUAGUGUUGGCGUUUCAAGAUCGAAAGACGUACCUCCAUUUGGUCCACCCAUUCCUAAAGGAGUAACUUUCCCCAAAUCAGCAGUCUUUAGGGACUUCCUUCUAGCCAAAGUUAUUAAUGCUGAAAAUGCAGCACAUAAGUCAGAAAAGUUUCGAGCCAUGGCCACGAGGACACGUCAAGAAUACUUGAAAGAUCUGGCAGAAAAUUUUGUUACCACGGCUACACUCGAUACUUCAGCAAAGUUUAGCUUUAUUACGUUAGGGGCAAAAAAAAAAGAGAAAGUGAAGCCAAGGAAAGAUGCACAUUUAUUCAGUGUUGGGGCAAUUAUGUGGAAUGUGAUUGCACGAGAUUUUGGCCAGUCUGCUGACAUUGAAUGUCUCCUUGGAAUCUCCAAUGAAUUUAUCAUGUUGAUUGAAAAAGAAUCAAAAAAUGUUGUGUUUAACUGCUCCUGCAGAGAUGUUAUUGGAUGGACAUCUGGAUUAAUGAGCAUCAAAGUAUUUUAUGAAAGAGGAGAAUGUAUUCUUCUGUCUGCAGCAGAUAAUUGUACUGAAGACAUCAGAGAAAUUGUUCAAAGACUUGAAAUAGUGACCAGAGGAUGUGAAACCACGGAAAUGACCCUUCGGAGGAAUGGCUUGGGCCAGCUUGGAUUCCAUGUGAACUUUGAAGGGAUAGUGGCAGAUGUGGAGCCCUUUGGUUUUGCAUGGAAGGCGGGCUUAAGGCAAGGGAGCCGCCUGGUUGAGAUCUGUAAAGUGGCUGUGGCAACUUUGACUCACGAACAAAUGAUUGACCUUUUACGCACAUCGGUCACAGUAAAGGUGGUGAUUAUUCAGCCACACGAGGAUGGAGCUCCUAGAAGGGGUUGUUCAGAACUUUGUCGUAUACCCAUGGUGGAAUACAAACUUGACAGUGAAGGCACCCCAUGUGAGUAUAAAACCCCUUUCAGAAGGAAUACUACUUGGCAUCGGGUGCCGACUCCCGCUGGGCAGCCUCUCUCUCGUGCCUCUCCAAUCCUAGGAACAUCUGACAGACUGCAGUGCCAGCAGCUUCUCCAGCAGGCUCAGACAGCCAUUCCUCGCAGCACUUCCUUCGAUAGAAAACUGCCAGAUGGUGCAAGAAGUUCACCGAGCAACCAGUCUUCCUCCAGUGACCCAGGACCCAGCGGGAGUAGCCAGUGGAGACAGCAAGUGGGAUAUGACGGGUGCCAAUCCCCUUUACUUCAUGAACACCAAGGUUCAGGUUCACUGGACUGUGAAGGAGUCAGAGAACGAGAGGAAACUCUGGAAGGAACUAGACAUUCAGAAACCAAGUGGCAUGCACCAUCGACCAAAGUCCUGAGUUCCUACAAAGACCGAGCUUUACAAAAAGAAGGCAGUGUCAAGGACUCGCCAAACAAACUUUCACAUAUUGGAGACAAAAGCUGUUCCAGCCACUCAAGCAGCAAUACUCUAUCCAGUAAUACAUCCAGCAACAGUGAUGAAAAACACUUUGGUUCUGGAGAUUUGAUGGACCCUGAACUGCUUGGAUUAACAUAUAUAAAAGGGGCCUCUACUGACAGUGGAAUUGAUACAGCUCCUUGUAUGCCUGCUCCACUUCUGGCCCCUUUACACCUUGCUGGCAGCAGGUCUGGAGCACAUUGUCGUACUGAGCAGUGGACUGAAUCUUCUGAAACUCCUGGGCCGGAUGAUGAGCCAACUAAAAUCUAUGCUGUUCAUAGCUAUGCCUCUGCUAUUUCUACGGGUCAUAUGGCUGAAGGCAGUAUGGGAGACCUAAGUGAAAUAUCCUCUCAUUCCAGUGGGUCACAUCAUUCGGGAAGCCCAUCAACACAUUGCUCUAAGAAGAGUGGCUCCCUAGAUACCUCCAAAGUCUAUAUAGUGUCGCAGAACAGUAGUCAACAGAUUUCUGGGCCACUUUCAAAACCAUACCACAGACAAGGAGCAGUGAGUAAAUAUGUCAUUGGAUGGAAAAAAUCAGAAGGUAGUCCUACACCUGAAGAAUCUGAAGUUUCUGAAUGCCAUGAAGUGUAUGACGAUAUUGAUGCUGUGUCUGCAUCAAGUCCACUUCAGACUUCUGUGAGGAAUGCCAUUGUCGAAAGCCAGCAAGUGUUGUCCAAAGAAGAUUUUCUGAAGCUGAUGUUGCCAGACAGCCUCUCUGUGGAGGAAGGGAGAAGGAAGUUUUCAUUUUAUGGGAACCUUUCUCCACGGAGGACGCUCUAUCGUACCUUAUCUGAUGAGAGUAUAUGUAGCAAUCGAAGAGGCUCUUCAUAUGCUAGUUCUCGAAGUUCAGCACUAGACCAGGCCUUGCCAAAUGAUAUUUUGUUCAGCACUACUCCACCAUAUCACAGCACGUUGCCUCCCAGAAUGAGCCUGACUCCUGGAAUGGGGAAUCUGAGAAAUGAAUUCUGGUUCUCAGAUGGGUCCUUGUCUGAUAAAGCAAAAUUCAAUGAUCCUGGCCUGAUGCCCCUGCCAGACACUGCCACAGGGCUAGACUGGUCCCACCUGGUAGAUGCUGCACGAGCGUUUGAAGGUUUUGACUCAGAUGAAGAACUUGGGCCACUCUGUCAUCACACGCCGUUUCUAGAUCAGAGAGUAGCAUCUUUUUGCACCCUGAAUGAUAUGCAGCAAGCUCAGGGUUUGGAGGGAGCACAAGAUUUACCUUUGGAUGAGAGUCCCACAGAUGGAAAAGAUUUCCUUGAGGCUACAGGGGAACACGCUCCUACUACUCUGACUGGAAAAGUAAACCAGCUAGAGGUGAUCCUCCGGCAGCUACAAACUGACCUGAGAAAGGAAAAACAGGACAAAGCAGUUCUCCAAGCAGAGGUACAGCACCUGAGACAAGAUAACAUGAGACUUCAAGAGGAGUCUCAAACGGCAGCUGCUCAACUGAGGAAAUUUACAGAAUGGUUUUUCAAUACGAUAGACAAAAAAUCCUAAUGUCUGAGCCCUGUGAAAAUCCUUAAUUCAACAGUAUAACAGCUGUAUUUUUGAAUUAGCGGGGUAAUAAUUUCACUGUGUUCACAAUCCAUUUUAGGUGUUUCUGCUACAUUCUCUAUCCAGCUUUAUUCAUUUGAACAGGAGAGAGAACUGUGGUAAUCUGUCUUUAAAUUCCUAUGACGAAAGCAGAGAGUAGCAGAUGUUUGUUUGUGUGAAGAUGAAUGUAAAAAUUAUUGGUGUCAUUUUAGACAUUUUUAGAAGAUGCUCUGGCUGGGGCUUGCCUGAAGAGGAAUAUUUGGGGUUUUAUUUCCUGCAUUUCAGGUGCAUUGGUAAAGAUGUUAAAGCAAUUUACAUUAGCUUGGGCUUCAGUAUUGUAAGAUAAAAAGAAUAACCAGACAUAUACUUUAAUGUUUAAAAGGUGCUCUAUUUUUUGUAUGUACAGUAGUUUUAUUUCCACAGUCCACAUUGUCAUAGCAAUAAGAAUGGAGGUAUAGUGAAUAGUCACAAAGCUGUGUUUAUAAAACGUUAGCACUGAUGUGUUUAACACUAGUUUGGAUGCAGAUACAUUAGAGAUUAUUUAUUUGCAGGAACAAAUGGUGCCUGAAUAUAAACAGUGUUCUGAUUUUCUAAAGAUACAUAUGCCUUGUAAAUGGCUCACAGGGGUUAGCUCGCUCCCAACUUCAGUUACUUUUGUAUAGUUGAUGUUCAGCUAAAACAGUUACACUGCUUAACUAUUGAAUCAUGUAUGGUGUGAGCCAGCCAAUCAAUUGUACAAUGCCAAAUUUGUUUAUCUUUGUACAGAAGCUUUGAUCAAGUGUCCUGUAUUUAACACCUUUAUUUAAGCUUAUUUAACCUUAAAUUGUUAAUUUUAUAAAGUUUGUUUUAUCUGCACUAUGGUGAGGUCAGUUGGCUGCAAGUUGUAAUAUUUUUAGCUUGCCAAGACUGUACUGAGGAGUUCUAGAAAAUUCUAACAAUUGGAUGCUGCUAGUACACAAUUGAUUUGUUUGUAUGCUUUAACAUUUUUAACUGUUUAAUUUGAAAUGAACAUACAUCCUGCUUUUUUAAUAAAUGUUAAAAAUAUAAAUCUGAAAAUUAUUUUAUCUGAUAUUGUCUACAACCAGUGCCAUCACUACUAGCUCAGGUUUCUGCUCAGUCCACUGCAAGUAUCACCUUCGUCUGGAAUCCCGAUUUCUUGGCUUCUCGGUCCAGAGAGGGUCCAGCCCUCGCGAGCUCCCAUGGUCCCUUGUUCACGUUAUCAGAGCUGAUCUCUUUGGUGUGUCCUGUCCUGCAGCGGAGGAGGUAGCUUUAUAGAUCAAGGAACAAAAGCUAUCCUGAGUCUUCACAGGCAUUGAUUAGUUAUCUAGCAGAGAAACUGCUUUAUUCAAAAAUAUGUCCUAAAGAAAACAUUUUCAAAAGGUGUCAAAUUUUUUCUUAUUAUCUUAAAUUAAUCAUAACAGCAAAUAGCUUGCCAUCCACUUGUGUCUGCAAUCAAAGAUCUGAUUACAGUGUUAGCAUCUGUGAGAUGUGAAAGCAAGUUGAUAACAGCUUGGGCUAUUUUAUGUUCCUUUUAUUUUGCUACAGUUUCAUGUAUAGUAAUGUGCUUAAAAUCUAUGCCAAAAAGUAUAGUUUUUACAAAAUGAAGUGAAGAUAAUGAGCACCUUUGAAGUUAUGCUUCUGAGAGAAAAAAUAGUUAAAGAUCAUGGUGGGAUCUCAAUUUCCUUUCAGUAGCUGAAUGCAUUCAGGCAAAGCUGCAGAAAAUCGUAGAAUAUUUCAAAUAUAUAUUCAGCUGAUGCAAAUAAUAGUCUGCACCUAUUAUUACUAUAUAUUGGCUGAGAAACUUUUUUGUAAGUUGAACAAAUGUCUGCCUCUAGUACAAUAAUUGUUUUGAAUGACUUAUCUUAGGAAAGGUUAUAAAUAAGCAGAGUAUCAAGGCUUUGGUACCCUUAUUUCCAAAUGAAAAAGGCUAUUUUGUCUUUAUACUUCCAUCAAAACCUCUGAUCUUAAAUACCAAAUAAUGUCCAUUAAGCUUUAUUAACUUAGAGUAAUUAAACAUGGCAGUCGUGUUCCACUGGAAUCUGAUUUAAACACCUUGCAAGUGUCAUUAGCAAACCCAUCUAUCUGGCUGGAGACCUUGCCAAAUAGCAGCUUGCACAAUUUGUUUGUGAACGUGUGUCUUUAUAGGUUUAUCCUCUUUGAAAAGCUGUACUAACUGAAAUAAACUUGAGAAUAAGCUUU
This is a messenger RNA of Struthio camelus australis, 7784 nucleotides long. The record is from RefSeq and is a predicted model, not a curated record. NCBI's taxonomy places the organism in Eukaryota, Metazoa, Chordata, Aves, Struthioniformes, Struthionidae.